CUAGAGUUUCUAAACUGUUUUAUAAAGAUGGAGCACAUAGAGAUAAUAGAUGCUCAUAAUAUGUAAAAAAGUGGGUUUCUCGACCCAUAAGAAAUAAUGUUACAUCCUCUUCGCAUCUUCCUUUUCCUUUUUGUUUCUUCCCUUUGUUUACUACAGAUCAAAGCUGCUGAAAGUGGCUUGGGUGGUCAUAUCAAAGUAGACCCGAAACUCAAGUUCGAGAACCCGAAUCUACGUCAAGCCUACAUUGCUCUCCAAUCAUGGAAACUAGCAAUCUUCUCUGACCCUUUCAACUUCACAGCCAACUGGAACGGCUCAGAUGUUUGCUCCUACAGUGGAAUCUACUGUGCUCCUCUUCCUGGCUCAUACAACAAAACAAGAGUCGUUGCAGGCAUUGACCUUAACCACGCUGACAUGGCUGGUUACUUACCAGCCGAGCUUGGUCUCCUUUGUGACCUCGCUCUCUUCCACCUUAACUCAAACCGUUUCUGCGGUGAAGUCCCUCUUACCUUUAACCGCAUGAAGCUCCUCUACGAGCUUGAUCUUAGCAACAACCGAUUCGUCGGUAAGUUCCCUAAGGUUGUCCUCUCUUUGCCUUCCCUCAAGUUCUUGGAUCUUCGCUACAACGAGUUCGAAGGCAAGAUCCCGUGGAAGCUCUUCGAUAAAAAUCUCGACGCUAUAUUCUUGAACCAUAACAGGUUCCGGUUUGGGAUCCCCGACAACAUGGGGAACUCUCCGGUCUCUGCUCUGGUUCUUGCGGACAACGAUCUUGGUGGAUGCAUACCGGGAAGUAUCGGUCAAAUGGGGAAGACACUCAACGAGAUCAUCCUCUCUAACGAUAACUUAACCGGUUGUUUACCUCCUCAGAUAGGUAACCUCAAGAAAGUGACGGUUUUCGACAUCAGUUCAAACCGUCUACGUGGUCCGUUACCGGCUAGCGUCGGUAACAUGAAGAGCUUAGAAGAGCUUCACGUGGCUAACAACGGCUUCACAGGAAUCAUUCCUCCGAGUAUCUGCCAGCUUCCUAACCUUGAGAACUUCACUUACUCUUCCAACUUCUUCACCGGUCGUGCUCCUAUAUGCGCAGCUGAUUCGGUGGCCGACGCUAUGGUGAACGGCUCCAUGAACUGUUUAACCGGUAUGGCUCGUCAGAGAUCGGUUAAGGAGUGUUUGUCUCUGUUGGCUCGUCCUGUUGAUUGUAGUAAGUUUGGAUGUCAUAAUAUUUUCUCUCCACCGCCACCGGCGUUCAAGAUGUCACCUGUUUUCAGGACACUCCCUCCGCCGGUUUAUGUUUACCGUUCGCCUCCACCACCGUCGUCUAAGAUGUCUCCCACCGUCAGAGCUUACUCUCCGCCGCCACCACCAGAGUCUAAGAUGUCGCCUACCGUGAGAGCAUACUCUCCACCUCCACCACCAGAGUCCAAGAUGUCGCCUACUGUUCGAGCUUAUCCUCCACCACUACCACCAUCACCAUCUCCUCCACCGCCUUAUGUAUACUCAUCUCCUCCACCACCGCCUUACAUAUACUCAUCUCCUCCUCCACCACCCUACGUAUACUCAUCUCCUCCUCCACCACCUUACGUGUACUCAUCUCCUCCACCUCCGCCAUAUAUAUACUCAUCUCCUCCACCUCCACCGUACGUAUACUCAUCCCCACCUCCGCCUCCUCCAAGUCCACCACCACCUUAUGUAUAUUCAUCUCCACCUCCGCCUCCUCCAAGUCCACCACCGCCUUACGUGUACUCAUCUCCACCUCCGCCUCCACCAAGUCCACCACCGCCAUGUCCUGAAUCAUCUCCACCACCGCCCGUUGUAUACUAUGCACCGGUUACACAAAGCCCGCCACCACCAUCACCGGUAUACUAUGCACCGGAAACACAAAGCCCACCACCGCCAACACCAGUAUACUAUGCACCGGAAAUACAAAGCCCUCCACCGCCAACACCAGUAUACUAUCCACCGGUAACACCAAGUCCACCACCACCGUCACCGGUAUACUAUCCAUCUGAAACACAAAGUCCACCACCACCAUCACCGGUUUACUAUCCAUCGGAAACACCAAGUCCUCCACCACCAUCACCGGUUUACUAUCCAUCAGAAACACCAAGUCCUCCACCACCAUCACCAGUUUACUAUCCAUCCGAAACACAAAGUCCUCCACCACCAGCACCGGUUUACUAUCCAUGGGAAACACCAAGUCCUCCACCACCAACUGAAUAUUACUAUUCACCAAGCCAGUCUCCACCACCAGCAAAGGGAUGUACGGAAAGCCAUCCUCCACAACCACAAGCACCUCCGACUUACGAACCAACACCUGAAUAUUCAUACACAUCGUCGCCACCACCGCUUCCUUCCUACUCCGACACGUCUCUUCCACCGAUCCCAAGUGUCUCGUAUGAUUCGUCUCCUCCUCCUCCUCCGUCUUACUACUAGUUUCAAAUAAUCAAAAAAAUGCAUUGCCUUAUGAUUAUAUAACGACUACUCACAAUUUUAUUCUUUUGGCUGCGAGACUUUAAUUUGUGUGUUUGGUUUAUUUAUAUAUAAAAAACAUUCCAG
This is a messenger RNA of Raphanus sativus (radish), 2553 nucleotides long. Its product is annotated as leucine-rich repeat extensin-like protein 1. Gene Ontology annotation, molecular function: protein binding. The coding region runs from base 97 to 2430 and encodes 777 amino acids. The transcript has a single exon. The record is from RefSeq and is a predicted model, not a curated record. NCBI's taxonomy places the organism in Eukaryota, Viridiplantae, Streptophyta, Magnoliopsida, Brassicales, Brassicaceae.